AUGGCGCCACCAGAUCCGAUGACCGAAGAAGAACUUCACGAAUUAAGUGAACGUUUAGAAGCUCAAUGUCGUGACCAUGACAACCGCGAAGCCGAUAUUUUAUCACGUGAGAGUCUACUUAAAUCUCGAUUAACAGAUUUGACGGGUCGCGAGCAGCGACUUCUUAGUUGGGAAUCUGAUUUGAAAGACCGCGAAUCAAUUAUUAGUAAAAAAGAAAUUUCAUUAGAAGAACGCGAAAUUACCUUGAAGCAGCUAGAAAUCGCGGGUCGUGGAAUUAACGUUACCGAAAAGGAACUCGCGGAAAGGGAGGCUGAAUUAAAUGCUUUCGCAAAAGAACUCGAAGAUCGAAGAGCCGAAUUAGAUAAUAAAGAGACAGAAAUCGAAAAUCAAGCGCGGGAAUCAGCGGAUGUUUUCCGCCAGGACAGAACCUUGGAAGCCGAACGCUAUCACAAACGGGAAAACUCCCUCAAGGAGCUUGAAAGUUCGUUGGAUCAAGCUCGUAACGAUUUACAGGAUAGGAAGGAUGCUCUGAAUCAGCGGGAAACCGAAAUCGAAGCUCAAAGCAAAGAACUUCAAGAAACCGCCGCGGACUUGACACGGAUGAUUCGUGAAAUUAAAGAAGCAAAAAAAUCUGAAGGAAAAAAAUUAGAAACAAAAAAAUCAGAGGAGCCCUCCGCAAUUUCAUUAUUAAAAAAGGAAUUUGCCCAAUUAAAAGGCAAAGAAACAAAACCCGUUGUAGUCGAUUCGGUAACCGGUAACAGUAACAUCACAGUAAAAGAUGCGCUAUCUUAUAUCCUUACUUUUAACGGGUCUAGCUCUUCAGUGUCAGACUUUAUCAGAUCCUGUAAAAGAGCAUGCUCCAUGCUCCCUACUAGUUCCGAAUUCAUGUUUUUGACCUUGUUGCGUCAAAAAUUUGAAGGUCCAGCGCGCACUACGGUAGAGAACAUGGACUAUGCUAAUAUGAAGGAGUUCGAAAACCUUUUGAGGACCGUUUUUGAUCGUCGCCGCUCCGCAAACCAGUACAAGGCCGAUAUGGAACACAUAAUCAUGAAACCAAACGAAGAUAUGGUAUCUUAUGUUAACCGGGCCCGAGCAAUUUAUCGCGAUAUAUUGCACGCAGAAAUUUCGGAGCGUGGCGUUUUAACUGACUCAGAAACAAUUAAGAUCGAUAAAGAUUCUAUCGCAGCUUUUCUUCGAGGUAUUCCACCGCUUUUGCAAGUUCAAUGCCGAUUAAAACCGCAUGACGAUUUAGAACAAACUUAUACGUCCGCGAUCGAGGCAUUUAAGGAAUAUGAAAUGAAUAUGAAACGUUUCAAAAACCAGUCAUUAACCUCCCCAGUCGCGGUAGCGGUCGUCCAAAAUCAAGAUUCCAAAGGUAACUCGAAGGAUAAUAAAUCGAAACCUGAAAAAAAUUCAGGAAACGGAAAGGGUAAAUCGGGAUCCGGGUCAAACCGCGAAAAACGGACCAACUCGUAUGAUCCUUGCCCCUGUUGUGGCAAGACUAAUCACCCCCUCGCGAGAUGUUUUAAAUUUUCUUCAUUACUUCAAUCUCGUAUGGGUGAGUUGGGAAACUCGAUACUCCUGGAGCAAACCAACGACGGGACCUCCGGGAGUCCGGACAACUCCAAAUCCCCGUCGAAAAAUCCAGAGACCCGGAUAUUGCAUAUUGCUUCGGUAAUUCUUGAUGACAUGGACGGCAUACUCGGUCAUCAGUUGAUAGAUGGAAAUGAAUAG
Messenger RNA from Cotesia glomerata, 1734 nucleotides. RefSeq lists its product as uncharacterized. The transcript has 2 exons. The record is from RefSeq and is a predicted model, not a curated record. NCBI's taxonomy places the organism in Eukaryota, Metazoa, Arthropoda, Insecta, Hymenoptera, Braconidae. The coding region runs from base 1 to 1734 and encodes 577 amino acids.